Messenger RNA from Artibeus jamaicensis (Jamaican fruit-eating bat), 16049 nucleotides. It is a transcript of the gene RPS6KC1, whose product is annotated as ribosomal protein S6 kinase C1. Gene Ontology annotation, molecular function: protein kinase activity; ATP binding; phosphatidylinositol binding. Gene Ontology annotation, cellular component: early endosome. The record is from RefSeq and is a predicted model, not a curated record. Gene Ontology annotation, biological process: protein phosphorylation. Bases 123 to 3302 code for a protein of 1059 amino acids. Lineage: Eukaryota; Metazoa; Chordata; Mammalia; Chiroptera; Phyllostomidae. The transcript has 15 exons.
GGAGCCACCGCCCCCAAGCAGCUGGGCCGCCGUUCCGCCGCCGUUUGGGGAGCCCGGAGAUCUUCGGCGCCGGGUUGCCCUGAUGGUCCCCGGCAGGCGGCGGCGGCAGAGGCGGCGGGAGGAUGACCUCUCCCCGGGAGCGGGGUGCCGACUUGGCCCGUUUCUACACUGUCACCGAGCCUCAGCGACACCCAAGGGGCUACACGGUGUAUAAAGUCACUGCCCGGGUUGUUUCACGAAGAAAUCCAGAGGAUGUCCAGGAGAUAAUCAUAUGGAAGAGAUACAGCGACUUUAAGAAACUACACAAAGAACUAUGGCAAAUUCACAAAAACUUAUUCCGACAUUCAGAAUUAUUUCCUCCAUUUGCAAAAGGAAUAGUGUUUGGGCGGUUCGACGAGACUGUCAUUGAGGAGAGGCGGCAGUGUGCCGAAGACCUGCUCCAGUUCUCUGCCAACAUCCCCGCUCUUUAUAACAGUAAACAGCUUGCAGAUUUUUUCAAGGGUGGAAUAAUUAAUGAUGGUUCAGAAUUGAUUGGUCCUGUUGAAGCUCAUUCGGAUUCUUUCGCUGAUACCUUUCCUGAGUGUAGUACGGAAGGCUUCUCCAGUGACAGCGAUCUGGUGUCUCUCACUGUCGAUGUGGAUUCUCCUGCUGAGUUAGAUGAUGGAAUGGCUUCCAAUCAGAGUUCUCCCAUUAGAACUUUUGGCCUCAGUCUUUCUUCAGAUCCUUCAGCACUAGGGGCUGUUGCUUCUGACAGCGAACCGAACAAAACAGAAGAAGAACGGGAAAAUCGUAGCCUCUUUCCUGGCAGUUUAAAAUCCAAGCUUGGCAAGAGAGAUUAUUUGGAGAAAGCAGGAGAAUUAAUAAAGCUGGCUUUAAAAAAGGAAGAAGAAGAUGACUAUGAAGCUGCUUCUGAUUUUUAUAGGAAGGGAGUUGAUUUACUCCUAGAAGGUGUUCAAGGAGAGUCAAGCCCUACGCGGCGGGAAGCUGUGAAGAGAAGGACAGCCGAGUACCUCAUGCGAGCGGAGAGUCUGUCCAGCUGCUACAGAACACCUCAGUCUGACGAUGUGUCCCAGCCUCCAGGAUCACUAAGUUCAAGGCCCCCUUGGAACCUAAGGAGCCCUGCCGAGGAGCUGAAGGCCUUCAGAGUCCUUGGGGUGAUUGACAAGGUUUUACUUGUAAUGGACACAAGGACAGAACAGACAUUCAUUUUAAAAGGUCUCAGGAAAAGCAGUGAAUACAGCAGGAGCAGAAAGACCGUCAUCCCCCGCUGCGUGCCCAACAUGGUGUGCCUGCACAAGUACAUCGUUUCCGAGGAGUCGGUGUUUCUUGUGCUGCAGCACGCGGAAGGUGGCAAACUCUGGUCAUACAUCAGUAAAUUCCUAAACAGAAGUCCUGAAGAAAGUUUUGACAUCGAAGAAGUGGACAAAUCUGCACUUAGUAAAGUUCACCUGCUACAGCCGACUUGCCGUCCUCAGGACAGCAGCAGCUUCGAAUCCAGAGGAAGUGACCGGGGAGCCAUGCUGCAGGCCCUGCCCCUGGAGACGAGUCUGACUCAGAGCUCCCAAGACGGCAGCAACCAAGACGAUGACGGCCAGGAUAGCUCUCCAAAAUGGCCCGAUUCUGGCUCAAGUUCAGAGGAAGAAUGUACUACUAGUUAUUUAACGUUAUGCAAUGAAUAUGGGCAAGAAAAGAUUGAACCGGGGUCCCUGAGUGAGGAGCCUUUCGUGAAGAGCGAAGGAAAUGGUGUUGGUACCAAAGCUGUCGAAGGCUUCCCGGCACCCCUCGCGGCCCACAGUGACAACCUUGGCUCUCAGCGGAUGGCUCGCGAGCUGAAGCUCUUCCCUGCAAAGGACGGCCUGGAUGCAGUUAGUUCUCCAAGGACGUUCGAUCCCCUCAGCAGAUCGAAAGACAGCUCCAUGGAGUUCUUUAGGAUAGACAGUAAGGAUAGCACCAGUGAACUCCUCGGACUUGAUUUCGGAGAAAAAAUAUGUAGUCUAAAGUCAGAGCCUUUGAAACCGUUUUUUACACUUUCAGAUGGAGACAGGAGUUUCAGCAUUAGUGAAAGCAGGGUUAUAGCUCAGGACACCAUUAGCAGAGGCUCAGAUGACUCUGUCCCAGUUAUUUCUUUUAAAGAUGCUGCUUUUGAUGAUGUCAGUGGUCCUGAUGAAGGAAGGCCCGAUCUUCUUGUGAACCUCCCUGGUGAAUUGGAGCCAACUAAAGAUGGUGCAGCCGUGGGGCCUACGAAGUUUACACAGACUAAUAUAGGCAUCAUGGAAAGCAAACUCCUGGAAGCCCCUGAUGUUUUAUGCCUCAGGCUUAGUGCUGAACAGUGCCAAGCAAAAGAAGAAAAAGGCUCAGAGGAAUUGAGUGAUCCCUCUAGUCUUCCGUCCCAUGGUGUAACAGAGAAACACUAUGCCCAGGGGGAUCUUGGGAUGCUAUUUGUAGCCGCUGUUGACCCCAGUAGUUCAGGAGACAUGUCCUUGUCACGCAGCUCAGAUCCUAACUUUCAGGGACUUGGAGUGGUUGCGUCGGCAGUGGCCGCAGACAGCACAGCAGAAAGCUUAUUCCCGGUUUCUGACCCACUCUCAGGUGCUAAUGAAUAUGCAAACACAGACACUUUAAACACUGAAGAAGUAUUGCUGUUUACAGAUCAAACCGAUGAUUUGGCCGAAGAGGAAUCGACUUUAUUUCGGACAGACUCUGUGACUAAGGGAGCAAGUGGGUUAGCACAAGGAGACAAGGAGAUACAUCAGAUUUUUGAGGACCUAGAUAAAAAAUUAGCACUGAACUCCAGGUUUUACAUCCCAGAGGGCUGCAUUCAGAGAUGGGCAGCCGAAAUGGUGGUAGCCCUUGACGCUUUACACAGAGAGGGAAUUGUGUGCCGCGAUUUGAACCCAAACAACAUCUUAUUGAAUGAUAGAGGACACAUCCAGCUAACGUAUUUCAGCAGGUGGAGUGAGGUUGAAGAUUCCUGUGACAGCGACGCCAUGGAGAGAAUGUACUGUGCCCCAGAGGUUGGAGCAAUCACUGAAGAAACCGAAGCCUGCGAUUGGUGGAGUCUGGGUGCCGUCCUCUUUGAACUUCUCACUGGCAAGACGCUGGUCGAGUGCCAUCCGGCAGGAAUAACCACUCACACUACUUUGAACAUGCCGGAAUGUGUCUCUGAAGAGGCUCGCUCACUCAUUCAGCAGCUCUUGCAGUUCAACCCCGUGGAGCGUCUUGGUGCUGGAGUUGCUGGGGUGGAAGAUAUCAAAUCUCAUCCAUUUUUCACCCCCGUGGACUGGGCCGAGCUGAUGAGAUGAACGUAACACAGGGUCAUCUGCACACAUUCUGGUCUUCUCUGGACAGGCGUCCCCGGCACAGAGGCAGCUCUGCCUCCCGGUCACCUGCACAGCCCCAGAGCCCUGGGAUAAGGGCAAUCAAAAGGCUGAAAGAGAACAAUUCAGAGAACAAUUCCUUUGCAGUUACUCUCUGGACAAGACGUUGGCCGCACGUGCCAGGAGCUGUCUGAACAAACUUUGACCAAGGUGUGGUUAUCUCUACUUUAUGCACCUUCCGAGUGGCGCAUGCGUUGUAAUCCCAGCUGAAAAGAGUGCCCACUGAGCACGUCCUCCGGUGCAGAACUCCAAGUGUGCAGUGAAGGGUUACUUGAAAGGAGGACCUUUACGAGGCAGCUAACCAUGCUUUCUGCUAAACAGGAUUGUUUUACAUGAUCAAAUUAAUAUUUAUUGAAUAAUAUGUGAGAAGUGCUUCAUAAAUAAUGUCAUCUGUGGAGCUUAAAAAAGUGAGAAAAAAGAGAAUGUACUCAUCAUGUCUGAUAGGAACCAUGUUUCACAAUGCUGUGUAAUUAAUGUGUGUUGAAUGUGGUCCCGGAUUGUUUCAUACUUGCAGAAGUCCACGUGCAAAGGAAACACUCUAUCGUGUCAACUUCAUGCUGGGCUGGUUGGUACCACUCGUGGAAGGGUUGGUGCAAACACUCGCUCUGUCUCUCUCCAGUUCUUCUUCCUGCAGCCCUGGCCUGUGCUCUCACACUCCGUUCUUCCACUAACACACAUGCAACAAAGAAGGGAAGGGGGUACUCACGUCCCCAAACUGUAUCGACCUAAUAAGGACUAAGAAAUCAUGAUGUAAAAUAAACGUGGUAAGAAUUUAAAUCUCUCCUUCACUGAAUUGCUUAGGACUUUUUUUUUUUAAGAAAGGUUUCUCUUUUAUUUUGGAAUGUCAGGAAUUUCUAUUUCUUAUGCUUGACAUCGGUUUAGUUUUUGGCUUGGUAUGCUAAGAACCAAAGGAUCUCAUCAUCUAAAUGGAAUCGAAUGGCACUCGUAUUUUAUUACUUAUAGUGACAGGAUUUCCAGAUUUGACCUCCUAAUUUACUUGACAUUUUGUAGAAUAUGGAUAUAUACACAUCUUCAAACAUUUGUAUUAUUUCAUUCAGCUGCUAAGAUAGGUCCUGUGGUUAUGCAUUGUUUAUAACAAUUUACAAAUGUUUUAAAAGCGUUAAUGCAUUUUUUUAAACUUUACUCAGAGGACAAAGAAUAAAUCACUAUUUCCAAGUUAGGAGCUACCGGAAGUAAUGGAAGCUUUCUGUAUGUUUCAGUCCGUUGUGUUUUUGAGGUAUGUGUGAGGCCCCCCCCCACCCCCAAUUCCAAGAGCAUCUGCCAUCUGCCAUCGGUCAGGUCCUCCCAUCAAAUUGAGUGGAAGCAGAAAAUGCUUUAGUGAAACAAAGGAAAUGUGCAAGCAUUCUUCCUUUUUCUCUUAUCCGUCGCCCCCUUUUCCUCUUGGGUCCCCUUGUAACCUGAACCCCAGCUGAAGGGCUGCAACAACACUGGGAUGGGGAGCAGGUCAGCAGGAUCAGAGCUCAGUCCAGAUGACAUCAGCCCCUGGAACUGGGUUUCAACCCGCCGGCCCCCUGGCCUCAUAACAGGAACUCACGCAGGUGAGACACAGAGUGACUUCCUGAGCGGGACUGGUAGGAAAUCUGCAGGUCCUUCGAGCCGGCCGUCACACAGCUUCCUUCCAGAAGUGCCCUGUGACAUGAAAGCAGGACUCCACAGCUAAGGUGAAGCUCCCAGCCCCACCACAUGGUUUCGGUCCCUGGGAUUCAGGGGACAGUAGUGUCAACAGAUGGUUGCUGUGUCAGUGUGUUGACACAUUUCCAUUGCUUCAGUUUCUCCCUUUGUGUGUUUGGUCGGAACUUGUGCUUAAUGUGAAUGCAUUAUUCACAAUCAUGAUGGCCAUUAAUUGUGUUGGUGAUACACAGGAUGAAUGGCUUUGGGUUGAGGAACCCCGGUCUGUUUUUUUAUGGUGUGUAUUAGAGAUACUGUCAUUUCCAAUGCUGUGCUGAGUCUGCUUUUUUUUGCUUUUGUAUUUUUUUUAGCAUGUGUCAUAUGGGUCAAAAUCACAAACGAACUUGCCAUCUAGUAUUUCUCAUUUAAAUUUUCUUUUGUGGUACAAUAUACCUAACGUAGAAUUUAUCAUUUUAAAGACUUUUACGUGUCAAAUUCAUUGGCAUUAAGUAUGUUCAUGCUUUUAUUUAACAAUCACCACUGUGCAUGUCAGAACUUUUUAACCAUCCCAAACUGAAAUUUCGCACCGAUUAAGCAGUAGCUUCCAGUACCUGCUCUCCCAGCCCCUGGUAACCGCCAUUCUAUUCUCUGUCUCUCAGGAAUUUGACUCUUCUAGGUCUCAUGUAAGUAGACUCCUAGGACACUUGUUCUUCUGAGCCUGGCUUAUUUCACUCAGCAUAACGUUUUCAAGGCUCAUCCAUGAUGUAGCGCGCAUCAAAACGGCAUUCCUGUUCAAGGCUGAGUAGUAUUCCACUGAGUGUACAGGCCUCACUUUGUUCAGCUGUGUACCUGGCAGUGGACAGAUAGGUGUUUCUGCCCUUCGGCUGCUGUGCACAGCGCCACCGUGAACGCUGCUGUGCGAACACCUGGGUCCGGGCUCUCACUUGGCUUUAUGUUUUCUCAUGAAAUUACCAAUGCCUUUGACUGAGUUUAUGGUGCCCUUCAUAAGGGAGCUUUUUCUAGCAGGGCACCGAUGACAUUGUGGUGCAUUGCCACCUAUCUUUUGAUAUGAAAAUCCACUGCUCCUAUUUCACAGGUGGAUAAGUUAAGCUCUCAGAUGAAAACAGAAGGCCAUUAUUUUAGAGGGUUGUUUUAAUGACCUGAGUUAUUAAAACUAUGACCUGAGUUAAUAGUUUUCGAGACAGAUGUUCUCAACUUAUUAUAAUAAUGAACUCUCAAUGGUGUAUUUAAACCCGCCUUUUAAACAUUUGGAAACAGCUACAAGUCCUGUUGUGUUUGACCCUCCAGAUUUUCCCACCCUGUUCUGUUUCAGAGUCAUUGUGAACCAAAGUUGAGUCUUGCUUUCAGGCCAUGCCUGUGCUGCAGAGUGUACAGUUCAUGCACAACACUCACGCUCACUCAUGCUGUGACCAGUGACACUGUGCUAGGACCCUGCUCCCAGUGUGCCCUGCUUGCAGUCGCUCGCCCAUGACUUAUGGAUCCAAACAGAGAAAUCUGCCUGUGUCACCGAAAGACUCUUCACCUCUUCGGGGGCCCCUUCCAGCAUCUUCAUUGGACUUGCUUAGGGGUUACUUUACAGCAAAGGCCAAGGCAUAAGGUGGAUCCUUUUCUCCUUAGAUACAGUCGAUUUAACCCUCGUUGUAUCUAAAUGCUCUGGGUAAUGAAGCCUGAUAUUUCAAGCUCUUUCUUUAAGGAUUGUGAAAUAGAGUGGAAAGUCACAGAGUGGCGUCCUGAUCCUGUCCCUGGGACUGACUAGACUUGAACCUGAAUCAAAUAACAGUGUUGCAGACCUCUCUGCCUUACCUUCAGAGUGAAAAGGAAGGGGAGCUCUAAGCUCUACACACUUCUGAUGGACUUGCACUUUUUCGCAGUGAGCUAAUUCGAUCAACCAACAUCGUAGACAGACAAGGUUAAUGAAAAUCUUCAAUUGGCACUUAACUAUUUUCUUGUAAUUAUUUCUCUAGUAAUUGCACGAACUUGGGUUGCUGCCAUAUACCCUGCUCAGUAGCUCAACCCUUAGUGGUUAUGUGGCUAUAAAGAUUAUAAAUAGAAUGAAAUAUGAAAAGGUUAUUUCUCAGGCAGCUCUGCACGGGGAAAGGAGAGUUGAAGGUCCAGAUGGAAGCGCGUGGAGGUGAAAGGAGGGUGGGACACACCCCCAGUGGCUCACUUCUUAGACCCUCGUCAGUAGCCGUGGUGCUGUCUUGCCCUGUGCCCUCAUCUGUCAUGUGCCGUGUGUGUGUUUGACUCGGUUCUUUGGCAGCCGUCAUCAGAGUACAAAUUGAUACUUUCUCUUCGUAUUUAAUGCAGAACAUUAACCUCUACCAGCCUAGGUAAUUUGGGCUUCUGAGUAUUGGGUGUCUGCUCAGCUCAUUUUAAGGAUUUCGCAUCAGGUCCUUCUGUGUGGAAGGGUUACUAAAUGGCGAAAGCUGUGAAGUCAGCUGUUUUGCAAUAAAGCUGUGAACAGAGUAGUGGUAGGGAAAUGGGAAGCGGAGUGCCGUGGGUCUGGGUGACUCGGCAUCGCCGACUCUCCAGGGCAGGCCAGCAAUGGCGGUGGUGCACAGUCAGGUAGGACAGCUUGGUCUUUCUCGUCCCUAUCACACGACUUCUUUUCUUGAUUCAGGGAUGUCCUUACAGGGAGAAACUGAGGCAGAGAACAUCUGUGGAGGUGUGACAAAGGCAGUGGAUGGAAGUGACGGAGGGAGACAAAGCGGAGCACCUGUCGGGUGUGUGCGCAGGCGUCUGGUGCAAGAAAGAGCCUUCUUUGUUGAGCCAUAUUUAAAAAAAAAACCCUAUUAAAUGUGUUGGGGUGACAGCAGUUAAUAAAAUUACAUAGACUUCAAGUGUACAGUUCUGUGGCACGUCAUAUUUUUAUUGUGUGGUCCCCACGCCAGGCCAGAUCUCCUUUCGUCACCAUGUACUUGACCUCCUUUCCUCUUUGCCAUCCAUCCUCCUGCCAGCACCCUGCCGCUCUGGUGCCCACCACACUGUCGUCUGUGUCUGUGAGUUUUUGUUUGUCUUGUUCGCUCAUUUGUUUCUUUCAGGUCUGUAUCCCCCACGUGAAUGAAACAUGUUUCUCCACUUUUCCCACAGUGCCCUUCUUUGUUCUUCAGGAAGAGUCAGGCGGAAACCGAAACUGUUUCUUCUGUAACAGGAAAUAAGACGCUCCACUGCCUUUCAGGGAAGGAUUCAGUGACUCGCUUCUCCGGAGUCCGUUCUCUCUUGGCAGACACCUGCCAGAGCCGGCAGGUGUCAGGAGGGGCCCCGAGUGUCUGUGAGGGGCUGCUGUGGUUUCUUUGGGUGGAACGUGGUGAGGAAGAAUGACAAGUGAACCUGCUUUUGGCCAUGCUUAGAGUUGCUGGCAUUCUGCGUUUGUAAAUCUUAAAUAAAAAUUCAUGUCAAAAAGCUAACUCUUCUAGGACUGUUGAUCAGAUUCUUCCUAAAGCUAAUCCACUAGGCAGGCUUUGCCCCACCCUCCCACCCCCAGUAUCAAAGGAGAUUGGACAGAUGUCAGGGGAUUUGAGUCUGUUUCAGUGCCAAACCAGUGACCGCAAUGUGAUGUCGCCCUGACAUACUUGACUCAGUAGCCACAUACAUAGAAAACAAGAAGAAAGGGUGGUGCCGUGCUGUCAAAACAGGAGAAAAAUUGUUUGGUGUCUUGGGAUUGUUCUGGAAGGAAAAUAUGUUAGCUAUUUGGAGGAUCUAUCUUCAGCCAAAAAGUUUCUGACUAAGGAAACUUUAAAACUGAACCUUCCCACUCACCACGCCCUCCUACUGCUUUCUCACUUCUUCUUCCUCUCUUCAUCUUCUCUUUGUCUACCCCCCGCCCACCUCUGUGCUUCUCUGGCUACUGAACAAAAGACAUGGCGCCCGCCUUCAAGGACCUUAGGAAACCUAGGGGAGAGAAAGCAUAAAUAAUAAGUAGGGCAGAGUGUUGUUAUAAGGUCCGAAUAGGGCAUGGCGAGCUUACAGUGGAGAGAUCUGAGGAACUGCAGGAAGGCUCCCUGUAUUGGGGCAGCACCUUGAAGUUAGAGUAGUAUUUUUAAACAUAAGGACUUUUCUCCCCCCAAGAUUAUGUUUGGGGAGAAGGAAAGUAUCCAGGGGAACAAAAACCAGUUGUGUACAAAGGCAUGGAGGUGGGGAAAUGGGAAGCUGUGUUUAUUCUGUUUCAGGCUGGUUUGUAGGUAGGUACAUGAAUUUGAAAGGUAAAUUGGGGCCAGAUUAAAAGCCAUACUGAGAUAUUGGAUGUCAUUCUCUAGGUUGUAGGGAGCUGGGGAAGGGUCUUAGAGAGCUGACAUUAUUGCAUCCUGCUGUUAAAAAGGUAAUUUUAGGGUUAGAAUGGAGACUAAAUAGGAGAGAAAGCGAUAGAGGCAGAGAGAGAAGUUAGGAGUGACUACAGAAAUUUAGGCAUGAGAUGAAUCCCGAGUUAAGGCAGUGGAGUACAAAGGCGGGGUGCAGAACCAUCCUCUCUUCCCUGUCUCUCAAGUGUACAGAGUAGUUUCCUUGACAAAUAAUUGCUUCUCCUUUUUUCCUGAAGCCAGAUUACGCUCGGAGAUUAGGGAUUUGUUGUUUGCACAGUCAGCCCGGAGGAAGCCCCCGAGAGGCAAACCAGGAGAGCUCCUAUGCCUUCUCCUCGUUGAUUGAAAAUAUAUUUACUUUUCAGAGUUUAACUUAAAACUCCUGGGUCCCAGCUCACUUCCUUUUCAUCAUUUUGUGACACUUCUUCCCACCUUUUGCUUUGAAAUAGCCAGUUUGCUUUUGAUUUGGACUGUGUUCUGCUCUUGGUCUUAGAAGGCAAUACGUCCUGCCAGUUGACCGUUCUCUGUGGACCAGCUCGCUCUCUGACACCCGUUUUGCUUAGCUUGGUGGUUCUCAAAAAGCAACUCCCAUCUGGGUCAAGGGAAUAUGGUGAUUUACAUUCUUCUUGCAACUUGUCUUUAAGUUUGAAAUUAUUCCCAAAUAAAGUUUCAGGGAAGUUAAAAGAAAAGAAAGGAGAAGAAAAGCGAUGCCCAGACCAUUAACAUGAGCAUCACUUGAGAAUGCGUUGGGUACGCCAGUUUUUGCACCCCAUCCCAAAUCUGUUAAAUCAGAACUCUGGGGCCUGCGCGGCCGUGUUUCUGUAAGGGCUUCGGCUGAUUCUGAUGUUUGGUCGACUUUGAGAACCGCUGGCUUAGUUCAAUGUCAGCUUAUGGGGCUGCUCCUUGUAGGGGCAGAAGCGUCCUUCCCUGUGCUGUUUUGAGUUUGAACGUAUAUCCCAGCACUCGGCGGUUUUCCCAGGAGGCUGUCCCAAGACAUCCUAGUGUCAAAGUGAGAGGAGAAGAUAGAUAAUGAGGACAAGGAGAAAGGGAAGAAGCAGGGGAAUAGCCAGUUGGAUAAAGAGAAAAUUGGAGGAGGGGCCAACGGAGGAGCACAUGGAUGUGUGGUUCCGUUGCCCUGGAGACUGGGCCUCUCCUGUUGUCAUUCUCUAGUCAACCCACCGCUAGAACGAGCAUCCGAUUACAGCUGUACCUGUCUUGGUGACUUGUCUGUUGUUGGGGCUUUUUGCUCCUUAAGCAGAGCCACAGUGGAAAUUGAGGGUCGAGUCCCUGCGUUGUUCAGCAUCACUGAUGUAAAGACUCUGAGCUCAGUCGGGAAAGAUAGCAGAAUGUUCUUGUUGGAUUCAGCGUGUAGCAGAGCUGCUCAGUGUCCUCGUUGUAACUGAGGGGCUUAGCUGGGCAUGUGCUCUGGGUAGACUUGGUUUUGCCUUUUGAAAAUGGGCACCAAGCUUCUCGGGAGUAAGGCGAAAUGUUCCAGAUAGUCCCUGAAGUGUGCGUGUCGGGGGUAGGGGGGGGAAUGAUGAGGGAAAUGUGGGCAACGUGCUACCUUCUUAUUUUUCACUCUUGUUUACAAGGUCCCAAGAUGAUUAGGUAAUUAAUGAAAUGUGUUUUGACCAAGUAUAUAUAUUUGACCUCUUCGUGAGCAUUUGCAAACUUUGGGUGGUUUUGUGUUUUCACUGGGCAGGAUUUUAGGCUUAGCAGUUGCUUCCUCUGUCCAUUCGUUUGCUAUGCCUUCUCAGCCUCAGUAGUGAUGUGCCAUCCUUCUUUUUAAAAAUGUCAUUAUUGUUUAAACCACUAUCGAAGAGGACAAGCUUUGCACAGUUUUUUCUAAUGGUAGGCAGAGGUUCCCACUAACACCCGCACCUCCCCACACACCCCCACUGAUUGUGCCCGGAGGCACACCCGUGUCGAUCUAGCUGGGCAACCCAGUGUCUGCCUAGCAGAGAGAAGCCAGUUUGCCCCUGAGAGCUUCAACAGCCUCUUGGUAAAUGGCCCUUGGGGCUACUGUGGAGUCCAGGACUCUUCACCAUUUGUCUCUGAUCCUCUUGCUCCUGUACCCUUUCUUUCAAGUGUAAGGCCCUGAGCACCUCUUGUCCGGUGUGUCGUGGGUAAAGGGCUGUUGGAUGAACUUGAGAUUCUGAGAAAGAACUGCUGCUUGCUUUUCAUUCUGUCACCUGUUACUUCUAGCCCAUAACUUCGGUUCAGCCCACCCAGCGGGGCCUGAAGCUUCCCUCGGGCUGUUUCGACCUUAGUAUCAAAAGACGCUCCAAGGCACAUGGCUUUGUUUUGCCUGCACCCUGUUCCCUGGGACCAAAACACCUGGUUACCCUCCCUCUAUUUGAAGGGAUUUCUGUGAGACUGCUGGUCUAGCUCUCACCCCACCACUUAGCUGGCCUUCCUGGCGCUGGUCAAUCUUGGCACCCAGAAAGCAGAGAGCGACAGCCACCCUGAUGUUGCCGCUGUCCGUCCCUCUGCUGCAGAUCGGAGCUGCGUGCAGUGGUUCCCCUCCACUGUGGGCGCUCAUGGCUUGAGGGAGCGGAGCGAGAGCCGUGGCUGCCUGCUGCAGCUGUCUCCUUUUGAAUCACCCACCCCCACUCCCCAGGUGCCAGAACAGCUCUGGGUUGCGCCUGCUCCCCAUCUCUACCUCUCCCGCCCGUCGCCGCACUGGUAGCAGCUUUCCAAUGCGUCCUUUGUUGCGGGAGCUCUAAAUCCAUGGUAGGAAAUUACCAGGAGACUCGCCUCAGUCUGCCCUCCCUCCCCUUGCCCGGUCUCUUUCUUCCCUUCCUUUGUCUCCUUCCGCAGUGAGGGUCAGAAUCCCUAGCCAGACUGAGAACAUGGUUGCUAUUCCAGGACCCAGAUGCCAAUAUGUGGCAGCAUCUGGCUUAUUGGCAAGCGUUGCCUGCUGUUGUGCUGGCUGCUUCUCGGCCUGUCAUGUGGCUGAGCCUGCUAAUGGGGGCCCUGUCACAAAACGGAGUUUCUUUGAGAAUGUGGUUGCAACCAAGGAGGCCACCAGCAAACUGAGCUUUGUGGAGAGGACAGAAUUGCUGAGCAGGGUGACCGUGGACUCCAGGGUGGAUGGCGGCCCUGGGCCCGUUCUGUGAAGAUCCCCGUUUUCUGUCGUCGGAGGCUGCCCCUCACGUAACCUUAGCUUCUUGUGUGUUCGUGGUACAGGUGCCUUAAGGCAUGGAGCUCCUUGAAAGAAAAACACAAAUCACUCAGACCCGUGGAGAUGAAAAUCCUGCUCCUCAGAGGGGACCGUUUGGCACGGGGAGUGCAUGAUAACAGCUUGCUUUAGAAAGGUGACAUUUCUGCUGAAGGCUGAAUAAUAAAAAAUGCAUUUUAAAAACUCAGCUCUUCCGUGUCUUCUGAUGGCUGACUUUUGGAGUGAAGGCCAUUUCUUCAAUGCGAAGGGUCUUUUUUGGGGUUAGCCUCUCCAGCCCCCAAACAUGGGCAUAUUGACGCUUGUCAUCUUUGAUGAAGCUGAGGAGCUUUUAAAAUUAAUUAUCACAUAAUAGGGCUAUUUGUACUUUUUCCAAGGUGCAAAAGAAUGCAUGCUCAGAAUGUGCAGUCAGAGAGUCUGAGGGGCAGAGAGGGAUGAGGGGCACAGGGCCCCUGCCCCCGGGCACGGGCGCCCAGAUGACGCAUGCUCCCACCAUCCCCUUCUCCACACCCUCUACUGCCGCACAGAGCAAGCGAUGUGCUCUGUGCUCUAACAGUGGAGGAACUGAAAUCCCAAGAAGUCGACGUGUCCCAGUUGGCAUGGCACGCCGAUAGGAGCUGUGACUGACCGGACACGGAGCCACGCGGUCCUGCCUCACCAAGCGGAUGUGAGUUGGAUUCUUAGGUGCUAAGCCCCAAGGCAGGACCUGUGUCUUUAACUUUUUGCAGCUCCACCCCUAAUUCUCAUCUCCACCUGUGAUCCCCUUUCCACACAUCUCUCCCAACACACACUCACAUACACACACAUAUGUGUAUAAUAACAGGACUCUUUACACACAGGCCAGGGAAGGAAGGAAUCAAGAAAGAGUAUGUAGAGAAAUUCGCAGGAAUUAAAGGAUGACGAUGACCCUGGGAAGGUGGUGACGCUGAUGGCAGCAGCAUAGUACCCACGGAGACAGCAAACUUGGAAAUUCAUAGAUGACAUUUACAGCCAGACUAGGGGACAAGACGGCACGAAUCCCCAGAGUCAAGCAGUAGGGGACAAACUACCAAUAACCACAAGAUUGCACAAGCCGGGCAUUCUGUGGGAGAGAGAAAGAAACCACAGUGUAGUUUCUGAGCGAAUCUGCAACCAGGAGCACCCCCAAAGCCCACUGCAGCACUGGAACUCAGUGGCCCAAUUUGAGAACAGCCACCGAAGGGAAAGCUGUUUUGCCCACUCUGACACCAGGUAGCGCAGAGAGCUUGCAAGAAGAGGGAUUAAAGCCUCUGGCCUUUUGAACUCUCAAAAUUGACCUGCCAGAACCGCCUUCUAGUGCUGGACGCUACAUUGAGGAGAAAUUGCUGGGAAUGGAAUCAAAAUUGAGCAAGGUAGGGACGAGAAGAAGGGCCAGUUCAAAGGAAGGAGAGAGCAGCCAGGGAAGCUCAGAACGCACCAUGUCACACACACUUGUUUUUUUUUUUUUUAACACUUCACAAAAACAACAGAAGAGGGAGCUCUGUGAAGUGACAGCGUUUUCAAAUUUAACCUGCUUCCUUCCCAUAAUUUAGUAAAACUAAUUUCACAUUAAAAUGCACAACAGAAAAGAAUCCAAAUCAAGUUCCGUACACAGUUAUUAUAAGAAAAAUAGAAUUAGGAGUGGAGUGACAUCCUCACAAAACAUUCCAGAAAGAUGUGCUCACAAAACAGAUAAAAACUAAUACACUGUUUCCAAAUGAACUGAAAGACAUUAAGAAAAUUAUGUAAGACAUGAAAGAACAACAUAAAUCGUGAUUAGAACACUCAGAGAUGGCAACUCAGAAGAGAAUUAGAAGUAAGAGAAAAAAAUGAGAAAUGGAGACUAGGAGGAGCGAAAGAGUGGACAAACAACAGCAGACCUUAAGAAAAUUGAAGGCGAAAAGGAAAUUAUUUAAAAAAAUAUUUUAUUUAUUUUUUUCGAGAGGGGAAGAAAGGGAGAAAGGGAGGGAGAGAAACAUCACUGUGUGAGGGAGACAUCAGUCAGCUGCCUCUCCCAGGCCCCUAACCGGGGACCUGGCCUGCAACCCAGGCACCUGCCCUGACUGGGAGUUGGGCUGGUGACCUUUUGGUUUGCCCCCUGGUGCUCAGCCCACUAAGCCACACCAGCCAGGGUGGAAACAUUUUUGUAAAAUUUUAAAUUAAGGCUUUUAGUGCUGCUGUUUCAGAUUCACAGCAAAAAGGAGGGGAAGGUUCAGCAAUAUCCCAUAACCCCCUGUCCUCACACCUGCCCAGUGCCCCCAUCCCAUUGAUGCACCGAUGCGGUGCAUUUGUUACAACCAAUGUACUUCCUUUGGCACAUCAUAAUCACCCAUAGUUUGUAGUUUGCAUGAGGGUUCACUCUUCCUGGUGUACAUUCUAUGAGUUUGGGCAAAUGUAUGCUGACGUGUAACUGCCGUCACGGUGUGAAGAGUAUUUUCACUGCCCACAGGAUCCUCUGUGCUCUACUUACUCUUCCCGCCCUGCUCCCCGCACCCUGUCUGACACCUGGCAGCCACCGGACGGUUUACCAUUUCCGUAGUUUUGCUUUUUGAAGAAUGUCAUAUAGUUGGAAUCAUGUAGUAUAUAGUCUUUUCAGAUUGGCAUCACUCCCUUAGCGAUAUGCACUGAGGCUUCCUCUGUGGCUCCGUGGCUUGACAGCUCAUUUCUUUUUAGCGCUGAAUAAUUUCCCGUUGUCUGGGGUGUACCACAGUUUACCAUCUCCUGGAGGACACCGUGAUUACUUCUGGGCUUUGGCCAUUAUGAAUGAAGCUGCUCUAAAUAUACAGUGUGAAGGUUUUCGUGUGGACAGAGGUUUUUAACUCAUUUGGGUAAGGACUAAGCAUGAUCGCUGGGUUGUAUGGUAAGAGCGUGUUUGGUUUGGUAAGAAACUGUCCGACCGUCUUCUCAGGCGGCUGCCCCACUGCAUACUCCCAGCAGCAGGGAAGGGGAGCUCCUGUCGCGUCACGUCCUGGUCAGCAUCUGGUGUCAUCAGUGUUCUGGGUUUUGGCCGUUCUGGCAGGUGUACGGGGUUCCUCAUUGUUGUCUGAAUGCACGUCUCCACGAUGAAAUAGGAAGACCACCUUCCCAUAUUUUUGUUUGCCAUCUGCAUGUCUCUGUGAGGAGGUGCCUGUUAAGGCCUUGAGCCCAUUUUUUAAGUGGGUUAUUUUUCUUACCGGUGAGUUUUAAGAGUUCCUUGUACGUACCGGAUAACAGUUCCUUAUCAGACACGGGCUGUUGUAAACAUUUUCUCCCAGUGUGUGGCUUCUCCUUCUCUGGACACUGUCUCCUGCAGAAGAGAAGUCGUGAAUUUUAAUGAAUUUCAGCGUAUCAGUUCCUUCUUUCAUGGAUCAUGCUUUUGGUGUUUUAUCUAAAGAAUCAUCACCAUACCCAGAUUUAUUCAGCUUUUUCUCCUGUGUUACCUUUUAGGAGUUCUGUAGUUUUUUAUUUUAUAGUCAAGUCUGUGGUCUGCUUUCAGUGGGUUUCUGUGAAAGGUCUCAGCUCUGUAUCUAGACUUCUUUUCUCUCUCUUUUUUUUUUGUGUGUGGAUGGCCAU